GACUACGUUACCCAGAAUCCUCAGCUAAAAACAAGACGCCGCUACCAUCAGGAGCAGCAGCACGUGUUUUGCAAUGGCGACCUCCGCUAAAAAGACGGUAGCGACUUCUGAUGACAGCAGCAGUGACGACGAGCAGCUAAAAAGGUGCCGGGAGGCGGUGUGGGACACGCGAAGCGGCAAAAGCGCAGAUGAGGACAACAGUGUGAAACAGUCCAAACGCGUUGUCGUAGAUGACCAUGAACACGAUGGCAACGAGCUCCAGGUGACUCACGGGUUUCGAACACAUGUUGCCAAUAAGCUGGAACGGUUGCUUGACAGUUGCAUUACAGAGCUGCAGUGUAAAACCACAUCACGCGUGGAAUCAACAGCAUGUGAUGAUGAUGAUGAUGAUGAUGAGGGAUUUCGUCUGUUUUCAACAUCAAUCCCAGGAACGACUGUAGAGGAUCCUCCAGCCCCUGUGAGGCGUCGGCCUGUUCCCAGCUCAAGUGACAGUGACAGUGAGAUGGAAAGUCGGCUGCGAGAGGCAGCAGUGUCCCUCAAAGAUCUCCUGCCGCUGCCGACUCAGACUGCUACCGCUGCAGAGGCCUCCUGCUCAGAGACGACGGCGCCAAAGGAGGGAGAGGAGAGUCGCGCUGUUAAAAAGAAGAAGAAGAAAAGAAGGAAACCUAACAGAGAAGACGCUGCGCCGCUGGAUUCAUCUCUUAACAGUCAAAGCAAUGGGGAGCACGGGAGCCCAGAGCAGGAGCACACACAGGUCAAAGCAAAACGGAAAAAGAAGAAGAAGCGAAAAGAAAACGCAGAGGAAGAAGCUUAAUUUCUGGAAGCUUCAAUAUCCUGUGACUGACUCUGACGUUGACAUUUAUUAGGUGUUUGUCCACUUUUUUCACUCUCAAGCUUGAAGUUUGGUUUUUGAGCUAUUUGAGGACACCAUUUUUCAUUAAAAAAUAUAUAUAUACUA
Molecule: messenger RNA, 958 nt
Organism: Betta splendens (Siamese fighting fish)
Lineage: Eukaryota; Metazoa; Chordata; Actinopteri; Anabantiformes; Osphronemidae
Gene: c9h12orf43
Product: chromosome 9 C12orf43 homolog
Exons: 6
Coding region: 74-814 (246 amino acids)
Biological process (GO): negative regulation of Wnt signaling pathway; Spemann organizer formation; Wnt signaling pathway
Source: RefSeq, a predicted model, not a curated record